CUGAGCUACAAAUCUUCUCCACCAUUACUUUUUAUGCGUCAGGGAAAUUCAUUCUGAAGGCCGAAUUUCAACAAUGUCGAGUGGUGGUAAUUGGUGUUUAAUAGAAAGCGAUCCCGGAGUAUUCACUGAACUUAUUAGAGGUUUCGGUGUAGAAAGUUUGGAAUGCGAAGAAGUUUAUGAUCUGACAGAAACAAGCAACGAUGAGAUUGGAAAUGUGGUAACUGACGCAAGCAACAGGGGCAUAUUUUUUGCGAAACAAACAAUUUCAAAUGCUUGUGCGACUCAAGCAAUUAUUAAUAUCUUGCUAAAUAUUGAUGACAAAGUGCCCAUUGGCUCAACAUUGUCUGAUUUCAAGUCUUUCGUGUCAGACUUUGACAGUACAAUGAAGGGUACUGCAAUAAGCAAUUCUGAUCAAAUUAGAGUCGUACAUAACAGCUUUAGCAAUUAUCAGUUAUUCGAGUUUGAUGAGAAGACUCCUAAGUCAAAUGAAGAUGUUUACCAUUUUGUUGGUUAUGUUCCUAUUAAUGGUACUUUGUACGAAUUAGAUGGCUUAAAACCCGGCCCUGUUGACCACGGAAAACUACCUGAAAAUUCAUCUUGGAUAGAUUCGGUUCGUCCGUUGCUAAUGAAGCGUAUGGAGAAAUGUGUAGACGGAAAGUUCAAUAUAAUGGCGGUAGUCCCUAAUCGACUUGUUAUGUACGAAAAACAGUUGGCACGAUAUAAAAUGGACUCAAGUGAUCCAGAAUCUGCCUACAUAACAGAACUAAUGAAUAAUAUCGCCAGUGAAAAGAAGAAAAUUGCAGCGUAUCGCGCAGAAAACAUUCGUCGUCGACACAACUAUUUGCCACUUAUCGUGGAGCUUCUCAAGAUGCUGGGUGAAAACGGCCAACUGACUAGUCUGGUUGAAAAGGCUCAGAAGGUUGCGCAAGAACGAAGUGCUCUACACCCAUCAAAUGCUGCGAAGAAAGUGAAAUUUGUCUAAAAGAAUAUAUUCUGUAUGUACAUCUUUUUCAAAAACAAAUUUUUAUGUAGGUGCGAAACGACUUUCGUUGUCAGAUGUAUAUAAAAUUUCCAUUUGUGCAGAGCUAUGAGAAGUGUGAGGGUCAUGAGAAAAAUACCUAGCGCAACACUGAAUCCAUCAACCGUUGGGGAUGCACUGCGAUACCAGCGCAAGAACCUUUCAGAAUGUUCGCGACUACGCAUCCAGGCCGGGGCUUUGAGUUUUUCAUUUUCCAUCAUCAAAAAUUGUGAUGUUAUGUCCAUGCGUGCGAAGUAACACUGUUCAGAGCCGUUGAAAUCUGUUUUUUUUUUGGAAAAAAAGAAGAGAGUGGAAUUACUAAAAGGGAACACUUGCAACUGUUUGAGCAAAGAGAAUGCAUAUCCAAAAUAUGUGCGACAGGCAUUCUUUGUACCAGUUAUGUUUAUGGGAAUUGAUGGAAUGAGACAAGUGUAAAGAUGAAUAUAUUUACCGUUUAAUAUCUUAUAUCUUUCCUUUGAAUUAACAGGUAAGUUUUUAGUAGCUAACGUCAUCAAAAUGUGCUAUAACUAAAUACAGCAAAAAACAUGACGGGACAUUGUGGCUUGUAAUAACAACUGAAGAUUGACCUUAUAUAUCACUAAUAUAAAAACUGACAAUUAGAGUAGAAAUACAAUGUAAUUAGAUAAAAGUAACUAUAUGUAUGUAUGCAAUAGGUAACAGCAGGCAACUGUUCAGACUUCUUA
Schistosoma spindalis is the source of this 1722-nucleotide messenger RNA. The record is from the annotation of a GenBank genome assembly. Lineage: Eukaryota; Metazoa; Platyhelminthes; Trematoda; Strigeidida; Schistosomatidae.